AUGGCGGCCACCUUGGCCCCCGCCGACCGCCUCGCCGCCCCCUCCCUCCGCCUUCACCACCCCUCCUCCCUCUCCCGCCGCCUCCUCGUCCCUUCUCGCCUCCCCGCUACCUCCCUCUUCCCACACCGCCGCCCGCGAGUCGUGGCUAUGGCCGUCGAGACCGGCGGCGCGAACUCCAAACCCAGGGUCCUUGUCGCCGAGAAGCUCGGCGAGGCCGGGCUGGCCCUUCUCAAGGGCUUGGCCGACGUUGACUGCUCCUAUAACCUCUCCCCCGAGGAGCUCCGCGCCAAGAUCGCGCUCUGCGAUGCCCUUAUCGUGCGGAGCGGCACCAAGGUCGGCCGAGAUGUUUUCGAGUCCUCCGGUGGCAAGCUCAGGGUGGUCGGGCGCGCUGGGGUCGGGAUCGACAAUGUGGAUCUCGCCGCCGCCACCGAGCAUGGCUGCCUCGUGGUCAAUGCGCCCACCGCGAAUACGGUUGCUGCAGCCGAGCAUGGGAUCGCCCUGCUCACCGCUAUGGCCCGCAACAUCGCGAGAUCUGAUGCUUCCAUGAAAGCUGGUCGAACCUUUCUUUCCUUUUGA
Messenger RNA from Musa acuminata AAA Group (dessert banana), 576 nucleotides. RefSeq names its product D-3-phosphoglycerate dehydrogenase 3, chloroplastic-like. The record is from RefSeq and is a predicted model, not a curated record. The transcript has a single exon. Bases 1 to 576 code for a protein of 191 amino acids. Gene Ontology annotation, molecular function: phosphoglycerate dehydrogenase activity; NAD binding. NCBI's taxonomy places the organism in Eukaryota, Viridiplantae, Streptophyta, Magnoliopsida, Zingiberales, Musaceae. Gene Ontology annotation, cellular component: chloroplast stroma.